Messenger RNA from Closterium sp. NIES-65, 507 nucleotides. The record is from the annotation of a GenBank genome assembly. Lineage: Eukaryota; Viridiplantae; Streptophyta; Zygnematophyceae; Desmidiales; Closteriaceae.
AUGGCCACUGCUCAAGGCGCAAGGCGCAUGGCGCAUUGCUCCUCGCCUCACCUGCUACAUGCCUCACCUGCUGCAUGCCUCCACACCAAUGUAAGUGGUCGGCUGAGUUUUGACUUUUCUCCGCGCGCGCUGCCUUCUUGCCCUCUCUUCUCUUCCCCUCCCUUCACCUCUCCUACCUUCACCGCCAAUUCCUUCUCCUCCCCUGCUUGCCCCUUCUCCCCUCCAGUCUCUCCUUCCUUUCUCCCCUCUUGCCUUCGCGUACGCACCCCUUGUCCCUCCUCCCGCCUGUCCCCACUUCUUCACCUGCCCCUUCUCCCCACCUCUGCCCUCCUGCUCCGCCCCCUGCCCCCCCUUCUCCUACCCCUCGCCUCGCAUCCCCGCUUCCCCUUCCCCUCCCUGCGCCUCCCCUCCCUGCUCCGCCACCCCUUUCCCUUCCACGUGGCCGCCCGUCGCCACUGCCCCCAUCUGCGCAAACCUCCUAAUUCAAUGCCGUCAGUCGCUCUCUAA